Messenger RNA from Saitoella complicata NRRL Y-17804, 440 nucleotides. Its product is annotated as small nuclear ribonucleo protein-like protein polypeptide F. Gene Ontology annotation, biological process: spliceosomal snRNP assembly; mRNA splicing, via spliceosome. Gene Ontology annotation, cellular component: U1 snRNP; catalytic step 2 spliceosome. The transcript has 3 exons. NCBI's taxonomy places the organism in Eukaryota, Fungi, Ascomycota, Saitoellomycetes, Saitoellales, Saitoellaceae. The coding region runs from base 93 to 419 and encodes 108 amino acids. Gene Ontology annotation, molecular function: RNA binding. The record is from RefSeq and is a predicted model, not a curated record.
UCCUGCGACUUGCGCAACUCAAGCAACCUCGGAGAUUGUGUCUGGGGUCUUUCCGCUGCCGAGAACACCUUUAUCCUCGACCUAAACGACGAAUGCAUUCGUGUUUUUCCUUGGAAUUAGGCCUCGUGAAUUCAGAAUUGAUCUGUGAUGGUCGCAUGAGCUGUCGCAUUGUGAACCCACGACCUUUUUUGGCCGAACUCACAGGAAAGACCGUCAUUGCGAAACUGAAGUGGGGAAUGGAAUACAAGGGAUACUUGGUCUCGGUAGACUCAUACAUGAACCUCCAACUGGCCAAUACGGAGGAGUUUGUGGACGGAAAGAGCACAGGAACGUUGGGUGAGGUGUUGAUCAGAUGCAAUAAUGUUUUGUGGGUAGCGGCGGCACCAGAAGGAGAGAAAGAUACCAAGAUGGAAGAGUAACACGUCCUGCGGGCAGGCCGA